Chanos chanos (milkfish) is the source of this 2247-nucleotide messenger RNA. RefSeq names its product phospholipase A2, group IVAa (cytosolic, calcium-dependent) (gene pla2g4aa). Gene Ontology annotation, molecular function: calcium ion binding; calcium-dependent phospholipid binding. Lineage: Eukaryota; Metazoa; Chordata; Actinopteri; Gonorynchiformes; Chanidae. The transcript has 17 exons. Gene Ontology annotation, cellular component: nucleus; endoplasmic reticulum; cytosol. Gene Ontology annotation, biological process: glycerophospholipid catabolic process. The coding region runs from base 1 to 2247 and encodes 748 amino acids. The record is from RefSeq and is a predicted model, not a curated record.
AUGUGCUCUAUAGACCCCUAUCAGUACAUUGUGGUUGAACAUCAGUACUCUCACAGAUUCAAAGUGACUGUGCUGAGGGCAGAGAAUGUUACUAAAGGAGCAUUUGGAGAUCUUUUGGACACUCCGGACCCCUAUGUGGAGCUGUGCGUUCCGACAUCUCCUGAGUCACGAAAGCGGACACGGCACAUAGACAAUGACAUAAACCCUCUGUGGAAUGAGACAUUUGAGUUUAUACUGGACCCUAAUCAGGACAAUGUACUGGAGGUGACAUUAAUGGAUGCAAACUAUGUCAUGGAUGAAACUCUUGGGACAACUAAAUACUCAAUUUCAAAACUCAAAGUGGGUCAAACAGAACAGGCUCAAGUCUCUAUUGGCAAGACAACCAAAAUAUAUCUGGAGAUGCUGCUGGAGGUGUGUUCGUCUACAGACCUGCGUUUCAGUAUGGCCCUGUGUGACAAAGAGAAGCUGUUCCGUCAAGUUCGACGAGACAGAGUCAUGUUGGCCAUCAAGAAGCUCUUCAGCACGGAAGACAGGCGCUUCUUGCCAACCUCUCAAAGAGAGGUCCCUAGCAUUGCCAUACUGGGUUCUGGAGGGGGUUUCCGGGCCAUGGUGGGUUUCUCUGGAGUGAUGAAGGCUCUGUAUGAAUCUGGAGUGCUGGACUGUGCUACAUAUGUUGCUGGACUCUCUGGAUCCACGUGGUACAUGUCUACGCUCUACUCACACCCAGAGUUCCCAAACAAGGGCCCUGGGGAGAUUAACCAGGAGCUGAUGAAGUGUGUGAGCAGCAGCCCAUUGAGACUCCUCAUGCCUCAGCAUAUCAAGCGUUACAUUAAAGCCCUGUGGAAGAAGAAAGCCGCCGGACAGCCUGUCACCUUCACUGACAUCUUCGGCAUGCUCAUUGGAGAGACGCUCAUCCCUGGGCGGAUGGACACUAAACUAAGUCACAUGCAGGAGAAGGUGGACGAGGGCCAGACCCCCCUUCCGCUGUUCACGUGUCUGCACGUCAAGCCCGAUGUGUCUGAACUCAUGUUUGCAGACUGGGUGGAGUUCAGUCCUUAUGAGAUUGGUAUGGCCAAGUAUGGUACAUUUAUGGAUCCAGGACUCUUUGGCAGCAAGUUUUUCAUGGGAAGUGUUAUCAAGCAGUAUGAGGAGAACCCUUUGCACUUCCUAAUGGGUGUGUGGGGCAGCGCUUUCUCCAUCCUCUUUAACCGUGUACUGGGAGUUAAAGAAACUACUGGAGGGAGUACAAUGGAAGAGGAACUAGAACAAAUUAAACCCGAGCACAUUGUUGGUAAUGACUCGACAGACAACGAAGAUGAACCACGCAGGGCGGGCACGGAGAGUGUGGAGGUGGAGGACGAGAGACAGCGGCAUGCCCAGGCCAGCUGGGUGCAGCGCAUGUUUACCUCCAUGGUUGGUGACUCCACCCUCUUUAACACACGUGAGGGGCGCGCUGGUAAGGUACACAACUUCAUGUUGGGCCUUAACCUCAACUCGUCCCUGCCUUUCUCUCCCUUCCACGUCACGUAUCAGUCGUCCGUGGACGAAGAAGUGGACGCAGUAACAGAUCCUGAUGAGUUUGAUCGGAUCUACGAGCCACUGGAUGUGAAGAGUAAGAAAAUCCAUGUAGUAGACAGCGGUCUGACCUUUAACCUGCCGUACCCCCUGAUUUUGCGGCCACAGCGAGGAGUUGACCUCAUCAUCUCCUUUGACUUCUCUGCCAGACCCAGCGACUCCAGCCCUCCAUUCAAAGAGCUGUUGCUGGCAGAAAAAUGGGCACGUAUGAACAAGCUGUCAUUCCCAAAGAUUGACACUAAAGUGUUUGACCGAGAGGGUCUGAAAGAAUGCUAUGUCUUCAAACCCAAAAAAGGCGACAAGAGCUGUCCGACAGUCAUCCAUUUUGUCUUGGCCAAUAUAAACUUCAGGGAGUUUAAAGCACCAGGAGUGCCUCGGACAACAGACCAGGAGAGGGAGUUUGCAGACUUUGACAUAUUUGAUGAUCCUGCAUCACCAUACUCCACAUUCAACUUCCAAUACUCUAACCAGGCCUUUAAACAGCUUCAUGACCUUAUGGAGUUUAACACUCUCAACAAUAUUGAGGUCAUUAAAGAUGCAAUCAAAGACUGCAUUUUGCAAAGGAGAGAGAACCCAUCACGCUGUGCCGUGUCCUUCUCGCUCAGUGAAAUUGAAAACAAGAAAUUCCUGAAAAGACAGUUGAACACGAUAAAAGGAGCACACUCCCAGUGA